Molecule: messenger RNA, 813 nt
Organism: Fomitopsis serialis
Lineage: Eukaryota; Fungi; Basidiomycota; Agaricomycetes; Polyporales; Fomitopsidaceae
Exons: 4
Coding region: 1-813 (270 amino acids)
Source: RefSeq, a predicted model, not a curated record
AUGGAGGAGGGCACGGAAACCACCGCGAACGAACCGCAAGCGGACACGCAAGAGUCGCAGAAGCACACCGACGAAGUGAUUCUGCUGAUACCUCCCGUGCCUCCAGAGACGGACGGACCUGCCAAAGCGGAGCAAGUGGAAGUGGGUGCGCCAAACCACAGCAGUGGAGAGUCGCAAAGCGAGGAACGCAGCACGGACUCGCCACGACAUAUUUGGCUACCCGGCACGCAUGUCCUCCUCAAUGCGCGCAGCGGGACUGCGCUCGAUCUCUGCGGGGCCGACCAACGAAACUUGAUCGGGUUCCCUGUAAAUAUGGGACCUAAUCAACAGUGGGAGUUCAUCCCGAGCGGGAGAGGAUACAUGAUCCGCAGCGCGUGUCCUUCGUCGUGCGGGCUCUACCUCACCGUCGAGGAGCUGCGCGACAAUGCGCCAAUCGUCGCGAGCUCCUAUCCUGCCAGCUGGAACGUAGAAUUCGAUGAGGGCGCGGAGAAUGCGAUCCGGAUAUCCUGGCCGAAUACCGACUUUGUCAUGGAUCUGGCAGACUGGGGAAACGCUACGCCCGGUACGAAGGUCCAGCUCAUGCACGCGAAGGCAGGCGAGCUCUGCCAGCUGUGGCGCUUCACGCGCUGUGCACCCGCACAGGAGCAGGAAGAGAAGAUCGCUCGUACCGCGACGAAACCUGUAAUUGCGGAGACGAUCAUCGUUUCGGAAGGAAAGGAUCAUAUCACCACGACACGAACGACUACGACAACCACUGUGGCGACGGUGACGACGGUGACGAGGACACCACGGCCAGGCAGCAGCUCGCUGUGA